AAAUCGAUCGACAGCAGCACAAACAAAACCCCCAAGUUUGUGGAUCAACAAACAACUGCACCAACUGCCUCUUCCAGUAAGAGUAACAUAACACCAAUUAGCUCCAAUAACACCCCUGCAGCUCCUGCAGCUCCCACCUCACAACAGUUCCACAUGCCUACACACCAAUCCUCACCCUACAUCUCCUAUGCAUCUAUGGUUGCACCAGACUCACCAACCUACAACCCCCCUUCCAAAAACUCAAACCCAGGG
Molecule: messenger RNA, 252 nt
Organism: Paraglomus occultum
Lineage: Eukaryota; Fungi; Glomeromycota; Glomeromycetes; Paraglomerales; Paraglomeraceae
Source: the annotation of a GenBank genome assembly